CAUUUCUAUAAAUUCAAUAUAUUUCUGAAAAAUAAUGUCCAUAGAAUUAUAAAGUAGUCGAUGUUCAGUCCCCAGUUUUGCCUUUAUUAUGUUGUAUAUGUUAUGUAUCAUGUUAUAUUCAGAGCUGGGCGACUGAGAGGACAUUAUGAUUCAACAAGUGUAUUACUAUUAAUGCAAACUGUUUUUCCCCUUGGUACGAACAUUUUAAGUACCGUUUCAUGGAGGUAUAAUAGCGAGUGUGUAAUACAAAGAAUAAUUUUGGUUUUAUUUUGACAAAUAAAUUGAUAACACGUCUUUAGGUCGACAGCUGGGGUCGUUUAAAACACGGGUUUCAGGGGCACUUGACAUCAGUGGCAUCCUCUCACAAACAUGUGCAGGCUUGAGUCACGUUAAUGGACACAAUAAAGUGGAUUCCUGGCGCGGACAGGAAGAGCGGGACCCUCCGCUCCGCUCACAAGCCGCCGGGUCCCUUCGCCUCGGAGCAGACCGCGCGAGCGUGUAAACUUUAUUUUUGCCAAACGCGUUCUGGAAGCAGCCUUCUCUCCCAGGACCUGACUGGAUGCGAGGCUGCGUCCGGGUCCACAGCAGCGUUCUUCCGCCACUUGUAACCGAGCAACCGUCCCAGUGAAUAACCAGCUGAACAAAUCCCAUUGACGGCAUUAUUCACACCGAGGCACCCGACACAGGAGCCGACGACUUCAAAACAGGCGCAUGCGCAGUGCCGCGUCCCCGCCUUCUACCUGAGAGGAGCUCACCUGGAUCCAGCGAGACGGAAGUUUCGUGAAUCUUUUUUCUUCCUCGGCAAAACUCGUUUGGAGCUGAAGAGUGAGUGACGAUGUGUCGUAGCCAAACGACAGAGGCAGUCGAGGGUUUGAUUCCCGGACAACGAUAGACAGCGAGCUCCUUGACUCAUGCUAAGAGCUGCUCUACGUUGUCGCUGCCUCUUCACUGGAGAAGAAUGUCAGCGCUCCGCCGCGUGUUCCGGAGGAGACUUCACCCUCUCAAGCUGCUCAUAGUGGCCCUGGUCUUCGUCACCUUCGUCUUCUUCAUGCAGUGGGAAGUAGGAAGCCCAAGUCCUCAGGAAGACCCCUGGCUGAAGGGGAUCGUGGGCAAGCGGGACGCCAUGCUGGACGUGGUGAUGGGCGCGGUGAAUAACUUGAGGGAGGUCAUACCAAAGAUGCAGAUCAGAGCUCCCAUGCGUCAGCAGAACGACGGACGCCCCUCCUCCUGUCUCCCGGGUUACUACACCGCCGCUGAGCUCCGGCCGGCGCUGGAGAGACCGCCUCAGAACCCCCUGGCUCCCGGAGCUGACGGGAAACCCUUUCACACCGACUCUCUGACCCCCCUCGAGCAGAAGGAGAAGCAGAGAGGCGAGGAGAAACACUGUUUUAACCUGUUUGCAAGUGACCGCAUCUCGCUGAGCAGAACACUGGGUCCAGACACAAGACCACCUGAAUGUAUCGAACAAAAAUUCAGGCGCUGCCCCCCCCUGCCCACCACCAGUGUGAUUAUCGUCUUCCACAAUGAGGCCUGGAGCACGCUGCUGAGGACCGUCUACAGCGUCCUGCACUCCUCGCCGGCCAUUCUCCUCAAGGAGAUCAUCCUGGUGGACGACGCCAGCGUGGACGUUCAUCUAAAGGAGCAGCUGGACGAGUACAUGAAGAGGCUGAACAUCGUGCGAGUCGUUCGCCAGCCGGAGCGUAAAGGCCUCAUCACAGCGCGACUGCUGGGAGCGUCAGUGGCAACUGGCGACACCCUCACCUUUCUGGACGCCCACUGCGAGUGCUACAACGGCUGGCUGGAGCCCCUGCUGGCCAGGAUUGCAGAGAACUCCACAGUUGUGGUCAGUCCUGAUAUCUCCACCAUCGACCUCAACACCUUCGAGUUCAUGAAGCCGUCGCCGUACGGCCAGAACCACAACAGAGGAAACUUCGACUGGAGCCUGUCCUUCGGGUGGGAGAAUAUUCCAGAUCACGAGAAACAAAGAAGGAAGGAUGAAACUUAUCCGAUCAAGACUCCCACCUUCGCUGGAGGUCUCUUCUCCAUCUCCAAACAAUAUUUCUACCAGAUUGGAAGUUACGAUGAAGAAAUGGAGAUCUGGGGUGGCGAGAACAUUGAAAUGUCCUUCCGAGUGUGGCAGUGCGGAGGACAGCUGGAGAUAAUCCCCUGCUCCAUUGUCGGCCAUGUUUUCCGCACCAAGAGCCCGCACACCUUCCCCAAGGGCACGCAGGUCAUCGCUCGCAACCAGGUGCGUCUGGCGGAGGUGUGGAUGGACAGCUACAAGGAGAUAUUCUACCGUCGCAACCAGCAGGCGGCUCAGAUGGCCAGAGAAAAAUCGUACGGGAAUGUCUCCAAGCGACUGGAGCUGCGCUCUCGUCUGCAGUGCAAGAGUUUCUCCUGGUACCUUCAGAACAUCUAUCCCGAGGUCUUCAUGCCGGACCUCAGCCCGCUUCGCUUUGGAGCAAUUAAAAACGUGGGCAAAGACGCGUGUCUGGAUGCUGGAGAGAACAACGACGGGAGCAAGCCGCUGAUCAUGUACCCGUGCCAUGGACUUGGAGGGAACCAGUACUUCGAGCUCUCCACACAUUACGAGAUCCGACACAACAUCCAGAAGGAGCUGUGUUUGCACGGGGGGUCCGGGGCAGUCAAGCUGGAGGAGUGCCAGUACAAGGGGGGCAAAACGUUCGUCGGCGCCGAGCAGAAGUGGGAGCUGAAGCGUAACCAGUUGUUCUUCAUCCCGGGCUGGAGAAUGUGUCUGAGCGCUCGCUUCGAACAUCCCUCCCUGGCCACCUGCGACCCCUCCGACAGAUUCCAGCUCUGGUCCUUCGUCUGAGGCGCUCAGAGAGUCGUAUUUAUUUUUUUUUUACAUACCUGGAACUAGAAGGUUUUAUGAUGUGAAGAUUCUGGAACCAUGAAGAUGCUGUGCGCUGCUGCAGAGAACAACCACUUUGACUGAAAGAGACGGACUGUUCUGCUAUGGAGGACCUGCUGCGUCCACACGCUAUGGCACUAGGUGGUCGCUCGCCAAGUUCACCAGCUGGUCGUCUUCAUUAGAACUUGGAAUCAUGGACACGCUCAAACUCCCGGCUCAUCUUGGAUGGACGACCACUUGCCGUACUUCAUGAUUCUUGUGUACUCUGGAUGGGUAACUGAUCCUCUCCCAGAUGACACCCACAGCAGAGUGGGAUGGAGUGGUAAACCAACAGCUCCAGCUCCAGCCACACCCCUCCAUUCUUCCCUCCCAAGUAGAGACACCACUAAGCUGCUUGCAAUCCCACGAGGUUUCCAUCCUUAGAACAGGAGUUUUCUCUGUCAAAUGUAUUGCAAGUGGGCCUUCUCCACCUUGAUAAUGAAUCCUUAAAUGUCUUAAAUCUGAAACAGUCUGCCCUUUAAUAGUUUCUAAAUUUGCCAUCCUCUUCUUGGUGCUUGUCGACAGACUGAAAUUGUCCUUCUUCACCUGCGACACAUCGCCAUCUUGUGGUAGGAGACAUUCAUGGCGUAGUCAUGGGUUUGUGUGGAAUUUUAAUUCUGUCUUUAAAUCUCGUUGUGGAGGUUUGACUGAGAUACUGCGACAAUAUUCGAUGUGGUCAUGGAUACACAAAACAACAUUUCUCGCUGUUACAUAUGUUCGUCCGUGAACUCGGAGGCCGUCGUGACCAAGUUUUAAAUUAUGAUGUUCUCCAUUCUCGGCGAGCAAAAUGAGAUCUGCCUGACAUCUACAGCAGCAAACAGACACCGACCACUGCAGUAACCGCGGAAUGGUUUGUGGCAGAGUUGCGCACUGGACUCGCUGUUGCGCACCAAUAGAGUUGACGAUCAAAAACCAGCGGUGCCUCGGGUGUAAAUUAUUCCGGGUAAAGUUCGGAGGUAGGUGGUGGGGGCGGGGUUGACUAGUUCAGGAGGUUUUGUUACCAUAAAAAAAUGCAAAAAAAAGUCUGAAUUUUAAUUAUUAGGAGGAUUUUUAGAUGUUUAAAUUUGAACUUGCUUCGAAGUGCGAAAGGGCGCGUGAAUGAGUUCUCUGGUGCAGGCGCUAGUGUUGGUCGCUGUGUUGUACUUUUGUGAAGGCGAGGAGGAUCGGAGCGUGUACUGUUGUGGGAGAAACGAUUAAAGACGAUUUAUACAUUUAAUGCAGUCACUUUGCGUCCGUGAUUCCUUCAUCGAUCAGCAGACGGCGCUGUACGCCAAUAGACCGCUGUUGACAUUGUUGGCGCAACUGUGUGGAGCGUCCUGAUAUUCCGAGUUUUAGUGCUCAGACGGUAUUAUUGAGGCGAGAUGACAGUUUCCAGAAAAAGACACAAAUCGGGGGAAAGUU
This is a messenger RNA of Synchiropus splendidus (mandarinfish), 4312 nucleotides long. It is a transcript of the gene galnt3, whose product is annotated as UDP-N-acetyl-alpha-D-galactosamine:polypeptide N-acetylgalactosaminyltransferase 3 (GalNAc-T3). The record is from RefSeq and is a predicted model, not a curated record. The transcript has 12 exons. The coding region runs from base 959 to 2833 and encodes 624 amino acids. NCBI's taxonomy places the organism in Eukaryota, Metazoa, Chordata, Actinopteri, Syngnathiformes, Callionymidae. Gene Ontology annotation, cellular component: Golgi apparatus.